CCGGAAAUAAGGUCAACCGGCGGGAAGUUGAAAGUUUGAUUAUUUCAGAAAAUAUAUAACCAAUAACCGGGUGAAAGUAAGUUUAUUAACUGAGAGACAUGUUUUAUUUAAGGGCAGCGACAGACAAAGGAUUGUGAUUAACAACGUUACACCAGGUAUCAGUGGCUCGGUGAGACUAACUGAGAUUAGCCGCAGCAGCUAGCUUGUUGUUGUGAUGGCGGACAGGAGUCUCGUCCAGGAGCUGAGGCGAUGGGCGACAGAAGAGUUCAACCUGCCCCCGGACAGUCUGCCAAAUGACAGCUACUUCAAAACGCUCUGUGUUGGGACAGGGAAGUCAAUAUGGAAAUAUGCCAUCGAACACGUCUUCCAUCAGAGGAACGUGAGGAUCAUGCGUGGGAAUCUGCAGUGGUACAAAGUACUCCAGGACAAAGAGCUAAAGCAGACUGAGGGCCAGAGUGAGGCUGCAAAGCAGAGAGAGCUUCAGAGGAAGAUCGAGCAGAUGAAGGCUGAGAUCAGUCACCUGGACUCACAGAUCAGUGGAACCGAGGAACAGCUGGCCACACAAGAACAAUCUAUCAGUCGUACCUGGUCCCAGGUGGAGGAUAGUCGGCGCAGAGAGCUGCUCCUCCAGGCCUUCAGGCAGCGCUGUGUCCUGGGCUGCAAUGUGCUGUCUGAUGAUACACAAAAGAUCAGUGUGCACUGUCAGGCACUGGAACAGAUGGCCAGGAAAGCAGAGAUUGAGGUUCUGUUUGAUAAGUCUUCAAGUAGCAGUGAUGGUGACAACCUCAACUCCAAAUCCACCUCGGAAGCGCAAGUCAUGCGUGAAGUCAGAGAGCUGUGCGACGACAGGGUCCACUUCUAUCAGUCUUUACAAGAGAGUGAACUGAAAACGGGGCACUCAGCAGCCAAACAUAUGACCCGUGAACAGAGGACUGCCAUGUUUCAGUACUGGUUGAGUGCUGUGGAGAACGUGUUGGGUGGUUACCCUCCAAACCAUGUUCUGUCAGCAUUACAAUAUUUGGCUUCCAGAGAACAGAAGGAACUGGAGGACAAACUGGCUUCUCUGAAUGUGACUCGGGAUGUGACAGCUCUGCGGUUCCGCUAUGACAGCAAUCACCUGCUGGACUUGUCAGCAGAAGAGGAUAAUGAGUUGCCCCCGGUCAAGACCCUCUUACAGGAUGCUUGGGAGGAUGUCGAGCAAAGUUUGGUGGAACUGGCCCAGACUCGCUCCAGAGUCCAGCAGCUCAAAAAUCAACUGCAGGCCCGCAAGAAGGAGGCUGAGCUGGAAGUGUCUUGCAUUGCUGAUGAACUCAACAAUGACACUUUGGCGAUGUCCGUUGUAGAGCUGGAACUCCAGGGUGUGAUGAAGGCAGCAGCCAGAGAUCACAUCAGAGAUCGCUGUGUGCAACUGGACCAACACGCUAGAAGCCGCCAGGAGGCUCUCAGAAACCUCCGCAGCCAGUGGCAAAGCAUUCUGGACUUCAGACAGCUGGUGGUUCUCAGACAGGAGGAGAUCAGAAGUCUGAUUAAAGGGAACUCCACGGCCAAGACAGAGUUCAUCCACCUGCACAGAGAGUUACAGGAUUUCCUCCAGAAUAAGCUGGUGCCACAGUUUGAUGACGUCACUGCUGCAGCCAACAGCCUAAGGAACUCUAUUUCAAAAGAUGCCAGACAGUUUGGAAUGGUUUCCCUCUUUGCUCUGGACCGCAGGACUGUUGAAGGAAUGCAGAGAAUCCCUGCAUCAUCCCUGUCCAUCCAUCGCCUGCAGUCCUCAUCCUUCAGUAGCAUGUGUCAGAGCCUGGCCUUCCCACUGUACAAGGCUCCAGAGGAUUUGUGUUCACACGCUCGCUCUCAGCAGCUUGAGUUACGUUUCCUCCGUCAGUUAUUGCAACUUCACUCUGCUACUCUUCAGAAAAUACAGAAGGAAACAGAAAUGUUGCAUGCAUCUGAUCAAAAAGCCUUGCUGUCCAGAGUUGUACAGGAGGAUCAGAAGCUUCUGAAGAGUCUGGUACCAAGAGUCCGAGGCCUCACCCAACGUUGUGCACAGGGGAUAGCCUAUGGAGACCAAGUCAAAACAGCCAUCUCAUACUGGUGGGAUCAACCAGUCCAGCAUGUCCUCCCUGAAGCCAGUAAAGGAGGAAUGACUUUUAAACAGUGGCUUCAAAGAUGGAAAAUAGCUGCCAAUGCCUCCUAAAGGACACCUCAUCGUAAAUAUAAAGGAGGUCCCUAUAAGCACCUCUCAGAUCCAUAGGUCAUGUCUAAUCAGUUUGAUUAGGUAUUAAUGUGUUAUGUUGUGUUCACCAUUAAAAUAUAAUAUCAAC
Molecule: messenger RNA, 2321 nt
Organism: Platichthys flesus (European flounder)
Lineage: Eukaryota; Metazoa; Chordata; Actinopteri; Pleuronectiformes; Pleuronectidae
Gene: haus5
Product: HAUS augmin-like complex, subunit 5
Exons: 19
Coding region: 215-2194 (659 amino acids)
Biological process (GO): centrosome cycle; spindle assembly
Cellular component (GO): centrosome; HAUS complex
Source: RefSeq, a predicted model, not a curated record